AUGACCAACCAUCAAACAUACUAUUUUGAAAUCAAUGGAACGAAAUUUAUUCAACAAAACAAACAAAAGAAUUCAGAGUAUGCCAAGAAGGCCAAGAAGGGCCACAAGAUUACUUGGGUCAUGGUUUCGAAUCAUUCUGGUUUUAAAGCUCAUCAAUCAUGGGGUCUCAUUGUCAAUAAUGUCAUUGAAAAGGAUUGUUUAAUUUUAGAGAGAGAAACAACGAAUGAAACACAAGCAAGCACAUCAACAACGACGACAAUUUAUGAGAAGGAACCACAAGUUGAUUCCAAGAACUCUCCCAAAGUGAAUGUUCAAGAAAGUGUUUCUGGUGUUUCUGUUUCUGAGGAGGAGGAGGAGGAGGAGAACCAACAAGCGCCUUGCACUCCCUUGAAGGAGUCUUCUAAGAAUCAUCUGAAGAGAGAUUUAUCUCAGAGUUCACCAAGCUUAUUUGAAUCACUGACGCCUAAAUCCUCCCCCAGUGAUGCUACUAAUGCUGCUACUUAUGAUGAAGUUGAUGCAUCGUGCACCUCCCCUCAACGACCAACGACUCCUUCUCUAGAAGGAUGGAUGAAUUCACCUUCUUCUUCUUCUUGCUCGGAGACUUCUCCAAUUCCAAUACUCUCUCGUAAAACAAGAAUUCAAAUUAGAAAAAGAAGAAAGAAUAUUGCUUCUUGUUCUUCUUCUUUGAGUCAUUAA
Messenger RNA from Naegleria fowleri, 696 nucleotides. RefSeq lists its product as uncharacterized. Lineage: Eukaryota; Heterolobosea; Eutetramitea; Acrasida; Naegleriidae. The record is from RefSeq and is a predicted model, not a curated record. The transcript has a single exon. The coding region runs from base 1 to 696 and encodes 231 amino acids.